Tarenaya hassleriana is the source of this 2601-nucleotide messenger RNA. RefSeq names its product probable cyclic nucleotide-gated ion channel 20, chloroplastic. Bases 173 to 2392 code for a protein of 739 amino acids. Gene Ontology annotation, cellular component: membrane. Lineage: Eukaryota; Viridiplantae; Streptophyta; Magnoliopsida; Brassicales; Cleomaceae. Gene Ontology annotation, molecular function: monoatomic ion channel activity. The transcript is spliced from 12 exons. Gene Ontology annotation, biological process: monoatomic ion transport; transmembrane transport. The record is from RefSeq and is a predicted model, not a curated record.
AAUAAAAGGAAAUAAAGCAGAGGUUCCGUGUUUCGGAUAUUUGUCUGCAAGAAAGACGCUGAAUGAAUUGUGGAGCUGAGGGGAGAGAUUGAGUCAGCGCCGUCUUCCGGUCUCCGCCUUCUGCUUCUACCUCUUCUCACCGUGUUAUUUGGGAAGAUAGAUAGCAACAAACAUGGAGAUGGACACAGACAAGGGAAAGGAUGAGAUUCCGAUGCUGUCCGCGGAGGCAGACAGGGCCUUCACUUGGAGGCAACGCAGUGCCUCCCUCUCCAAUCCCCCCGUUGCGGUUGAAGCCAACGUAAGGUUAGGGUUUACGGGUCCUCUCCGAACCCAGAGACGCACCACCAUCAUCCAGAUGAGUCAGAGUGGGCCCCUCUCUUCAGACCCCCAACCUCAGCCUUCUCCUUCUCUCACCCACCUCAACCACAGCUCCUCCUCUGUCUCCAGCUACAAGAACUCUCAUCUCUUGAGGUCUGGCCAGCUCGGCUUGUGUAAUGACCCUUACUGCACUGUCUGCCCCUCCUACUACACUCGCAAACCCCCUCACCUUCAGUCUUCCAGGGUCUCCGCUCUCUUCGAUUCUACGUUCCAUCAUGCUCUCUAUGAUGACGCUAAAGGUUGGGCCACACGGCUUCUCUCCUCCCUUCAUCGGCGUAUUCCCGGAGUCAUGAAUCCUCAUGCCAGAAUCGUUCAACGCUGGACUAAAUUUUUUGCCGUCUCCUGUCUGUUGGCUAUUUUUGUAGACCCCCUCUUCUUCUUCCUGCUCUUGGUCCAACAGGACAACAAAUGCAUUGUAAUCGAUUGGCCCACAACUAGAGCCUUCGUCAGUGUUAGGAGUAUAACGGAUUUCAUAUACUUUCUCCACAUCCUUCUUCAGUUUCGCUUGGCCUAUGUAGCUCCUGAGACCAGAGUAGUGGGAGCGGGGGAGUUAGUUGAUCAUCCCAAAAAGAUUGCUCGCCAUUACUUACGAGGAAAGUUUUUCCUCGAUCUGUUUGUAACGUUACCGCUUCCGCAGAUAUUGAUACUGUGGGCAAUACCAAAGCACCUAGGCAUGUCUGGAGCAAACGAUGCAAAAAAUCUUCUACGCGCUGCGGUCCUUGUUCAGUACAUUCCAAAGUUGUAUAGAUUUUUGCCUCUGAUUGCCGGACAAACGCCAACCGGCUUCAUAUUUGAGUCGGCAUGGGCUAAUUUUGUUAUCAAUCUUCUUACCUUCAUGUUAGCUGGACAUGUCGUUGGUUCGUGCUGGUAUCUUUUUGGACUGCAGAGGGUUAACCAAUGCCUCCGGGACGCUUGCCGGAGUCCUGAACGGGAUUGUAAAACUCUAAUAGAUUGUGGACAUGGAAACAGCAGUGAAACGACUUCAGCGAGAGCUUUGUGGAGAAAUGAUUCAAAUGCCGUUGCUUGUUUCCAAGAAGAUGGUUUUUCUUAUGGUAUCUAUUUAAAGGUCGUCAAUCUUACCAGUGAGACUAGUCUCUCCAAACGAUACAUUUACUCGUUGUUUUGGGGUUUUCAGCAAAUCAGCACACUUGCUGGAAACCAAGUUCCAAGUUACUUUGUGUGGGAGGUCCUCUUUACCAUGGGAAUCAUUGGAUUGGGACUUUUGCUUUUCGCUCUUCUAAUUGGUAAUAUGCAAAACUUCCUUCAAGCUCUCGGUCGAAGGAGGUUGGAAAUGACACUAAGACGACGUGAUGUGGAGCAAUGGAUGAGUCAUAGACGGUUGCCAGAAGAUUUAAGAAAGAGGGUGCGAGAGGCUGAGCGGUUCAACUGGGCUGCUACCAGAGGAGUCAAAGAAGAAAUACUCUUUGAGAAUUUGCCAGAAGACCUCCAGAGAGAUAUAAGACGACACCUCUUCAAGUUUCUCCAGAAGGUGCGAAUCUUUUCCUUGAUGGGCGAAUCUAUCUUAGAUGCAAUACGUCAGAGGCUGAGACAAAGGACAUACAUUAGGGGCAGCAAUGUAUUGCACCGUGGAGGUCUAGUUGAGAAGAUGGUUUUUAUAGUGCGUGGGGAGAUGGAGAGCAUCGGAGAAGAUGGAUCCAUCCUGCCUCUAUCAGAGGGGGAUGUUUGCGGCGAGGAGCUCCUAACCUGGUGCCUGGAACGCUCUGCUGUAAAUACUGAGGGAACGAGGAUAAAGAUACCGUCUAAGGGCUUGCUUAGCAGCAGAAGCGUUACAUGUGUGACGAACGUGGAGGCAUUUUCACUGAGCGUGGCCGACCUAGAAGACGUGACGAGCCAAUUCUCGAGAUUCCUGAGGAACCCCCGCGUCAAGGGAGCCAUCAGGUACGAGUCGCCGUACUGGAGGCUACGAGCAGCUAUGCAGAUUCAAGUGGCAUGGAGAUACAGAAAGAGAAGACUUGGGCGGAUAGACACAAACACUGCCAGUUGCAGGUACUGAACUGCACGCAGGCCCCGCUUGUCAGCCUCUUACUUAUAUAUAAACCUUGCAAGAUGGAUCGCCUAAAUGUUACACAUCGUUCAAUCUCCAUCGUCAUUUCUAUAAGAAAUUUACAAUACAAAGACCAUGGUGAUUGAUGUUUAACCAUGCAAGGCUAGAGUCAUGGAUAUGUUUUCUAUUUCGUUCUCAGAUAUAGCAAUGCUCUCCUA